Molecule: messenger RNA, 494 nt
Organism: Solea senegalensis (Senegalese sole)
Lineage: Eukaryota; Metazoa; Chordata; Actinopteri; Pleuronectiformes; Soleidae
Gene: gnrh2
Product: gonadotropin-releasing hormone 2
Exons: 4
Coding region: 67-324 (85 amino acids)
Biological process (GO): multicellular organism development
Cellular component (GO): extracellular region
Molecular function (GO): hormone activity
Source: RefSeq, a predicted model, not a curated record
GAGCUUCAGGAGGACGUUAACAGACACCUGUGGUCAGCUGUGAGUGGACUCUGAGGUAGAAAUAUCAUGUGUGUGUCUCGGCUGGUUGUGCUGCUGGGGCUGCUUCUGUGUGUCGGAGCUCAGCUGUCAAAUGCUCAGCACUGGUCUCAUGGUUGGUACCCGGGAGGAAAGAGGGAGCUGGACUCUUUUGGGACAUCAGAGGUUUCAGAGGAGAUUAAACUGUGUGAGGCCGGGGAAUGCAGUUACUUGAGACCCCAGAGGAGGAGCAUUCUCAAAAACAUUAUUCUGGACGCCUUAGCCAGAGAGCUCCAGAGAAGGAAGUGACAGUUUUCCACCAUCCACUGCUUUUCUACCUAGUGAUGCUCCUCAGUGUCAGUGUCCUGAUGGUGUCGACUUGGUGUUAAUCCUGUGAACAUGUCUGUUAUUUGUAAGCAAAUGUGUUUUUCUGUGUUGCUGAAAUUACAAUGUCCCACAAUAAAGUAUCUAUUUUGAUA